UCUGAAUAAGAAAAGCAAUUUACACUGAUGUGUUACAGUAAUGCUGUGAGCUUUUUAUGAAGUGUUAAACUUUUAAACUGGAAUUGCUGAAUCUGGGGAGCUGAAAAUUCAGGAGUUGGUUAAACUCCCUCUAGAUUUGGAAUGCAUGAAGCCAAAGGAGGCCCUGAAUGCCCGGAUGUCUAUCAAAAUUAGUGUAAUCCAAUACUGAACUAGAGAGACUUCGCUCAGGAACCUGUGUCUUUGGGAGUAGGGAGUUCAGUAACAUUUUGAAGUGGGUAAAUUUACAGAAACCAGGAAACGUAUCAGCAAAUGGCAAAUAAAUUUUUGACAAGGGGAUAGGGAGGGCAGUUGGGGGAAGGGGCUCAUGGACAGAAGACAUUUGCCAUUAUAAACUUCACUAUGGCUGCCCAAUCAAGCUUGUACAAUGAGGAUAGAAAUUUGCUCCGGAUCAGAGAGAGAGAGAGACGGAAUCAGGAAGCUCUUCAGGAGAGAGACACAUACCCGGAAAAUGCCCCCCUCUUUGCAGAACCUUACAAGCUCUUGUAUUUUCCCUUCUCUACUUUCCUGUUCCAGACUAACAAAGAAGAUGAAUUGUCCAGUCGAAUUCAGAACAUGCUGGGUAAUUAUGAAGAGGUGAAAGAGCUAAUCAGCACCAAGUCCCAUCAGAAUCUGAUAGGGAUACCUAAGAACAUUGUUCCUCUGAUCCACCAGGGAAAGCCUGAUCGCCCGUUCUUUCCUGAAAAGACCAGUAGUACAUUACCAACCUCAUUCCAGCACAGCACCCGCCAUCUGGCCAUGGGACCCCCCAGCUUGGCUCUCCCGUCUGCUAGUAACUCCAUUCGCUACCCAAAGACACAAGCAAGAAUGGAACCAGCUGCAAGUUUGCACACCAAAAGCCACAGCUUGUCCAGCGGUCAGAGCCAAGGUCCAGAACAGAGACGCAGUGGUCAGGAAAGCCAUCAUGGUGGUCGCCACAAGAAAAAUGAUAGAUAUGUUGGUGAAAAUGGUGCUGCUGACCUGCAGGCCACCCUCUCAGAGCUUUCUCCCUUACUGUCCUCUUUGUCUUCUCCAGUGGCGCCCCUGUCACCUCUACAUUCCAGUCAGCAUAUCCAUUCCAGGUCACAGAACAAUAACCAAAGUCACGGGCAGAAUUACAAUCCAAUGAAAUCGCCUCAGGACUUUGUGGCAGGAUUGCAUGAUAAUGAAACCCGGGACAGUUCAGCCAUUAAUCUGGCCCAACCAUCUUCUCAGACAUUUCCUCCAGCCUUGCCGCCAAAAAACAGUGCAAUGCAGCAGAAACCUACUGCAUACGUUAGACCAAUGGAUGGCCAAGAUCAGGCGCCAAAUGAGUCACCGGAGCUCAAGCCACUUCCGGAGGAAUACCCUGGACAAACCUUUGGGAAAAUAGCAGAUCUAAAAGCAAAUGCCAAGGCCAAACUAUCCAAAUUGAAAAUACCUUCUGAGCCCACUGAGCAAACCUUCCCCAAUGAAGUCCAUUGCGUUGAAGAAAUUUUGAAGGAAAUGACCCACUCAUGGCCACCUCCCUUGACAGCUAUCCAUACGCCUAGCACAGCUGAGCCUUCAAAAUUUCCUUUUCCAAUAAAGGAAUCCCAGCUUGUUGGAUCUGUAAUACAGAAUCAGAAGCAGUAUGAUGCACCUUCAAAAACAUUACCUAAUUCACAGCAAGGAACAUCAAUGCUACAAGAUGACCUCCAGCUCAGCGAUAGUGAAGACAGCGAUGAUGAUCGGGUCUCUGAAAAGCCACCUCCCUCAUCUGCUCCUCCAAGUGCCUCACAGUCACAGCCUGAGAGUGUGGCAUCAGCACAUUCCAGCAGUGCAGAGUCAGGGAGCACCAGUGACUCAGACAGCUCUUCAGAUUCGGAGAGUGAGAGCAGUUCAAGUGACAGCGAAGCAAAUGAGCCACCGAGAACUUCUGCGUCUGAGCCUGACCCACCAACAUCAAAUAAAUGGCAGCUGGACAACUGGCUAACCAAGGUGAACCAACCAGCAGCACCAAAUGAGAAUCUCAGUGAGGUUGUCCAUAGACGUGAUCAUCAGGAGAGCAAGGGGCAAGGGAAAAGCAACAGCAGCAGCUCUCAUGAACGUUCUGAAUCAAAUGAGUUGCACUCCAAAAACUCAAGCAAAAUAACCAGGCCUCCCCAGGCGGUACAUCUUCCCAGCAAACGGACCUGCCAGAAGUCUCCCACGCGCACUGAGGAGCCCUCUCAGAGGCCCACAGUUGGUACCAAGAAGCCCAGCAAGGUCCCACUACAAGAGGCUCACAGGGGAAGUCUGAAAGUGGAAAGUGAGCCUGGUCCAUAUGGGGUUAAAGACCAGUCUUCCAGAGACAAGCCAAAAGUAAAAACGAAAGGGAGGCCAAAAUCCAGAGAUAAAAAAGAAUUGAAACCACCGGUGCAAGAGCCCUUGGAAAAGAAAAAGCAUAAGAGCUCACACCAAGCCAUUGCUAAAGCAUUUUUGGACCCUAAGCCUGUGAAAGACAUUGUGGCUGGCAGUGCCCCAGAACAUUUCCCCCUCAGCCCAGUAGCUCAAAGCCAGAAGCCUGCCACCCCCACCAGGACUAGUGGCAAAAAGCCUGCCGUUGUGGUCAGAGAGGACUUCCAUAGAGACAAACUUCUCUUGCCUAUCAGGGAUAAGACAUUAUUAUCGCCCCUGAGGGAUUUCCCAGUCCCUCAUGCUCUUGUGGUUAAAAUUGAGCUGUGUCUCCUUUCAAGAAUUCCACAGCCACCUGGGAAAGGGAGUCGCCAGAAGAAACUUGAGGGUAAAGAGCUCUCGAGUUCGAGGAAGCAGGAUUUGGAAAAGAAAAGCACAGAAACUCCUAACAAGUCUCUCAAAAAGAGAAAGGGAGAAGUGGAGAAAGAGCCUGAUAAGAAGAAAAUCAAGUUGGAGAAAGAAACCAAAUCAUUGUUGUCUUCAAGUCACAAAGACUCCAGUAAAAUGAAAGUAUCCAAAUUUCCAUCCGAGACACUGAAGAAGGAGCUCCUGCAACCACCACCGUUGCCACCAAUGUCUGCUGCGCAAUCUGCCCAGAAGCCAGCCAAGAUGGCACAAAAGAGACACAAGGGCGAGAGCAGCACCUGCAGCCAGCUGCCUGACACCAAUAACCGAACUGCCAAGAGCAAGAGCAACCACAAGGAUUCUUCAUCCUCCAAGCACAGGAAAGUGGAGGGGAAGCAUUCUGAACAUUCUAAAAGCAGCAAAGUAGGUGGACCUUCAGGAGAUGUCAAAAACCCAUUCCCGGUGCCUUCUUUGCCAAAUGGUACCUCCAAGCCAAGGAGACCUCAAAUCAAGUUUGAAAAACAACAUCCGAUGGAGUAUCACAUAGAGGAGGCCAAAAGACUGAAGCACAAAGCUGACACAAUGACAGACAAGGUUGCAAAGGCAUUUCAGUACUUGGAGGCUGCCCUUUCCUUCAUCGAGUAUGGAAUUGCUGUGGAAUCUGAUGCACUGACACCAAAAUCAGCAUACACCAUAUUCACAGACACCAUAGAUCUCCUUAAAUUUAUAAUGACAUUAAAAUCCUUUUCAGAUACCUCGGCAUCUGCACAUGAAAAAAUCUUUGCUGUUUUGUGCAUGCGCUGCCAGUCCAUUCUGCACAUGGCAAUGUUUCGUUACAAAAAAGACACUGCAGUAAAGUAUUCCCGAACUCUCAAUGAACACUUCAAGAAUUCUUCCAGAGUCACGCAAGCACCUUCUCCGUGUGUUGCAAGAAGCACAGGCACUCCUUCUCCUCUUUCCCCGAUGCCCUCUCCUGCCAGCUCUGUGAGUUCCCAGCCAGGAUCAAACGCUAGCAACUGUGGCAGUGGAGGCAUUGGUUCUUCAAUCAACACCCUACAUAAUAUCCCAAGCAUAACCUUUUCCUAUGUCAACAUCACUUCCUAUAUCCUCUAUGCCUAUGAUAUUUGGGAGCAAGCUGAUGCAUUGGCCAGGAAGAAUAAGGAAUUCUUUGCCGAACUCAGUACAGCAGUGUGCCCUCUGGCACUGAACAGUAGUAUGACUGAACUGGUACACUACACUAGGCAAGGUUUACAGUGGCUGAGACUGGAAACAAAUACACCUUAACUGGUGCUCAGGGUGGUUAAUGCCUUGAACUUUUUUGCACUUUGGAAGCCUCAGAAACAGUCUGUCUGGCUGAAUUGUUGGAUACAAAGCACCUGGAAGGGAAAACAAAGCAAGAUGGAAGGGAUCUAACUACACUGGAGAACUUUUGAACUGUGUUUCUAGGGUGGCACUUGGCCACCUUGAAGAGAUGAAGGGAGGCCUCAGAGUUGAUGAUGCCUGUCUUUAAAAGGACAAAGUGCAAUGUACUGUCUGAAAGGUUCAAUGUGUUGGUGGUCUGUAAACAUUUCUAUAAAUGAAUAACCAGCAAGACAAAAAUCACACGUGAAGAAGUGCCGACAAGAAGGAAGUCCACCUCCAAAAGUUAUUAUGCAACAUCUCAAAAGCCACAGCAGUCACAUGUCUAUCAGAAAGUUCAGAGAAGUGUUUUUGCAAGCCACAGCUGCAAUCAAUGAUGUAUGUUCUUCUUCCUCGGAGUUGGGAGGUCAGGGGGAGGACAAGACCUGAACAGAACCAAACAGCAUUAUGUUAAACUAGAAACAGCAAAGCAAUCUGCCUUGCCCACUUCCUAACCAUACCCUACUGCAUUUAUAAAUCAGCUGUUGUACUGAUACUCUUGAAACUGAUUGCAACCACUGCCUUCAGCACUGCAAGUUCACUUAGUAGAUCACCAUUGCUUUGAUUUUUUUUCUCCUUUCUACACACACACACACACACACACACACACACACACACACACACACACACACACACACACACACACACACACACACACACACACACACACACACACACACACACACACACACACACACACACACACACACACACACACACACCCCAAACCAUUAACUCUCAAACUGUUUCAGUUGUGGUACUUAGUUUGGGCCUCGUACAUCAAACACAGUUGGGGUCGGGAAGUUAAGGAGCACGUAAGGAUUGUGCUGUUUUCCUCUGAAAGGAAGGCAGGGAGUUGUCACUGUGCAUCCUCUCAGAUUGUUGCUGAUUAGGUAUGAGGGGGAGGGAAGGUAAGGGACAGUCAGAAUGGUUCAGUCAGAAUGGUUGUGCAAACAUUAUGCUGAGUUGCAGAUCUUUAAAUCAGGAGGAAUUGCUUCUGCAUAAGGUGGUACCUGCUUUCACUAUACCUGGAAAUAAAGGGUCAGUUUUUUGCCCUUGGAUAUUCACACAAUCACAUUGAUUUUUUCAGUGGAUAUCUGAGAGCAGGCUUGGCACUGAAGUCUUGUAACCCUCAUAUGGGAGAUACUCCCAUUUCAUAGCAAAGCUAUAAGUUUUGCCCAGCAACUCAAAAUCUAUCUUCAGAGGAACACAAAUGAGAAUACUCAGCUAUUCUUGUUAGAUUUGCAAGCAGCUCUUCUUUACCAUAAGUUGUGUUUUUAAAGAUAUGAUUAUGCAGAUGACAGUAACACUGAAGAAUACAUUCACAAUAUUUUUAUAUCCAGUUAGAUGGCAAAGAAUUCCUAUUGUGUAAAGCUUUCUGCCAUCCUCAUAUCUAAUAGUGUGCCUUAGCUCUCCAGUCCUCUCAACCAGCACUCGACUUAUGCUAGAUUGCUGGGAAUGCUGAUGCCCAAAUGAAUUGUGCAUAUCAAUUUUACAGAAAGGAAAACCUUUGCAAUGAAUUGGCCCCUUUUCCCCAUUGUAAAAGGAAGCAUUUGCACAUACCGUGUAUCCAUAUAGAAACAGAUCUAUACAUGUGCUGUAAUGAAGCAAUACUCCUUCUCCGAGGUGCCUGUUGAGGGUUUUAGGGUUCAAUAAAAUAUAAGCAAGAGGUCUGAAUUUCCAAAAGCUGUUCCUUUUAAAGCCGUGUCCCUGACCCAUGUAAGACUGGGACAGUCCCUUGCAACAUGAGGCCCAAGAAAGCUCCCCUGUAGAUAGCGGAAGGGAAGCAUGCGUCUUUGGAGAGCCUUCUGAGAAAACGAGUCCCCACCUCUUGCAUUAACAGAGAAAUAAGCACAAGAACAUUCCAUUCUCUCUUUUCCUCUGGCUGCACGGAACCUUCAGAACCCUCCUCAUGUCUUACCACUUUGUUAAAGCCGUAGUUCAUUUCAGGGAUAAGCCAUCGUAACCAUUGGAAGCAAGUUCCAUGUUUCUCUCCCAGUUUAUAUAUAAUAAUAUAUAUACACAUGCAUAUUCCUUUUGGAAGGCAUAACUGAUUCAAAUAAACACACGCAGUCCAGGGGUUUAUUAAUGUUAAUUUUGUUCUCAGGAAGCAUGGGAAGGACAUAGAAAAGUAAGGCCCUUCUGCACACUUCGGAGCCUGCGAUCUGAUACAAGUAUAACUAACAAGCUGGAGUUCCAGACUGAUUGAUUGAAAUCCUCUUCUUAUUUUUGUCUUGCAGUGCAGCUUGCCUUAAUGUCACAUGUGAGGAGGAGGGGAAAGAAAGGGUUAUUACCACCACAUGACUUAGGAAUCAGUAUGGGACUCUGCAGGAGCCAGAGGAGACUCUUAGGGAUAGAUUUAAGGAUAAAUUGAGGACCCAGAUUCAGUGCGACUCCCAUACAUCUCUCCUGCAGCACCCUCUCCACCCUUCAGAUAGCCACUUCCAUCCCAACACAGACAGACUCUCCCUCCUAAACAAGAUGGCCUAGCCCAACUGGAAGCAGGACUUCGGUUGUGAAUUGUGCUGAGGCCUGCUAUUUUGCUUCUGACUUACUGCUCCACCUGAAUGCCCUCUGAUCAUCGACCCCAGAUUCCAAGGGACUUGCCUAAGCCCACCUGUGAACACUUUAUUAAUUGGAUAGUGCUAUUCCUACAAGAAAGCUAGCUAAAGGGAGUGGAAGGGCAAAGGCCUUGUCAAGAGGAGAUCCGCUUAAUGCAGAGGUGCUGCUGCCAGCUGCUGCCUUACAGGAUUAUUUACGAACUAUUAAAAAAGAAUGUCGAACCAAGCCUUCUUGUGAUAUAUGGGGCCCAACCCUGCUCCCAGUGAAUCUGGCAGCAAACCUCCCAUUUACUUCAGUGGGAGCAAGAUUAUGCCCAUAGUCAGUACAGGCCCCAUAAGUGGAAAGUAAUCAGUAGGAGCAAACUACAAAUCAGAAAGCUAUAUUCUAUUAUUUCCCUUUGUAGGGACUCCAUAAUAUUAGUAAUUGGGAAGAAAUGCUACCCAUCUUCAGCCUAGAGCCAGGUUCGAGGCCCAUUUAAGUAAAGGGAAAGAUAGACAUUGACUUCAGUGGGCCCUGGGCCAGGCCCUUAGGGAGGAGCAAGAAAAAAAUGAAAUAGUAUUUGCCAUUGCAAAAAAAGAAAAGGUGGAGAUAAGAGCGAGUCCUGUGAGGCGUGAAGGGGGCAGCAGUCGCAAGGCAGCAGCCUUCCCAUGCAAUAUUUAUUUAGAAGUAAUUAAUGUAUUUAAAUUGUCAAAUAUUCUAUAUCUAAGCUGCCAUUAUUUAAUAGUUCAAAAGCCCCAUUCACACUGGAGACAUGGAGCUCUUCUGUAACGGAGUCAGAGUUUGACUGCAAUAUUGUUUAAAAAGGCAAAGUCCUUUUUUGCUUUUGUUUGUUCUUGUCCCCAUCCCUCCCCCAGCCCCUCCUUUGUUCCAGGUAUAAAUCUGUACAUAUAAAUUUAUUUUGGGGUGUGUCUCCAUCAUGUAAAUAACCUUUUCUGCCCUGUGUGUGAUGGAAUUUCCAAACUGAUUGAUUCAUUCAUGUGGGGAAAUAAAAUAAAUAUUAAAUGAA
This is a messenger RNA of Gopherus flavomarginatus (Mexican gopher tortoise), 7762 nucleotides long. It is a transcript of the gene AFF1, whose product is annotated as ALF transcription elongation factor 1. The record is from RefSeq and is a predicted model, not a curated record. Bases 400 to 4080 code for a protein of 1226 amino acids. NCBI's taxonomy places the organism in Eukaryota, Metazoa, Chordata, Testudines, Testudinidae. Gene Ontology annotation, cellular component: super elongation complex; nucleus. The transcript has 21 exons. Gene Ontology annotation, biological process: regulation of gene expression.